This is a messenger RNA of Arachis stenosperma, 1851 nucleotides long. Its product is annotated as phenylacetaldehyde oxime monooxygenase CYP71AN24-like. The coding region runs from base 18 to 1637 and encodes 539 amino acids. The transcript is spliced from 3 exons. The record is from RefSeq and is a predicted model, not a curated record. NCBI's taxonomy places the organism in Eukaryota, Viridiplantae, Streptophyta, Magnoliopsida, Fabales, Fabaceae. Gene Ontology annotation, molecular function: monooxygenase activity; oxidoreductase activity, acting on paired donors, with incorporation or reduction of molecular oxygen; heme binding.
CCAAAAAUCAAAGAAGAAUGGCUUUUCUACAACUUCAAUCAAUACUAAAACAAUAUUCCUCUUAUUAUUAUUAUUAUGAGCAACAUUACUCAACCCUUUACUACUUAGCCAUUUUUGGCUUCAUAACCAUCUUUCUUGUGCUUAAUUUCACAAUAACAAAAAAAGGACGAAAAUCCAAUAAUCUUCCACCAUCACCACCAAAGCUACCAUUCAUUGGAAACCUUCAUCAACUAGGAACAUUACCCCACCGUUCCUUCCAUGAACUCUCAAAGAAGCAUGGCCCUCUCAUGUCCCUUCAACUUGGACAAACACCAGCCAUUGUUGUUUCUUCGGUUGAUGUGGCCAAAGAAAUCAUCAAAAACCAUGAUGUUGUUUUCUCCAACAGGCCCCAAACAACAUCCGAGAGAAUCAUUAUGUAUGGAUGCAAGGAUGUUGCUUUUGCACCCUAUGGUGACGAGUGGAGACAGAAAAGAAAGAUUUGUGUUCUUGAGCUUCUAAGCCUUAAAAGGGUGCGAUCCUUUCAAUCCAUUCGUGAAGAGGAGGUUGCCGAAUUGGUUGAUAGCUUACGUGAAGCAUGUGGAAGCAACAAAGAGUCAUGUGUGAACCUUAGUGAGUUGAUAAUUGCAACAUCAAACAACAUAGUGUCAAGAUGUGUUCUUGGACAAAAGUAUGAUAACCCAAGUGGGAGUAGCAGCUUUGGAGAGCUUGGAAGGAAGAUGAUGAGAGAAUUGGCUGCUUUUAGUGUGGGAGAUUUCUUCCCUUUAUUGGGUUGGGUUGAUUUUCUCACUGGCCAAAUACAAGAAUUCAAGGCCACUUUUCAUGCAUUAGAUUGUUUCUAUGAUAAGGUACUUGAAGAACAUAGGAGAAUGCUUAAGAAAGGAAAUGAUGAUGAUAAGAAAGACUUUGUUGAUUUACUUCUUCAAGUUCAAGAGGAUGGUGUGCAUCAUGACUUUCACCUCUCCAAUGAUAAUCUCAAAGCAAUCCUAAUGGACGUGUUUGCGGGAGGUGGUGACACUACUUCAACACUUUUGGAGUGGACAUUUGCAGAACUGAUUAAGAAUCCAAAGAUCAUGAAAAAAGUUCAAGAAGAAGUAAGAAAUGUUGUUGGGUAUAAACAAAAAAUAGAUGAAAAUGAUGUGAAUCAAAUGGAAUACAUGAAAUGUGUGAUCAAAGAAAUUCUAAGAUUGCAUCCACCUGCUCCUUUAUUAAUACCCCGUGAAACCCUAAGUGAUGUGAAGCUAAAAGGUUAUGAUAUUCCAUCAAAGACAAAGGUAUAUUUGAAUGCAUGGACAAUUCAAAGGGACCCUGAAAUUUGGAACAACCCUGAAGAGUUCAUUCCUGAGAGAUUUGAGAAAAGUCAAAUUGAUUUUAUGGGUCAACAUUUGGAACUUAUACCCUUUGGUUUCGGAAGAAGGGGUUGUGCUGGAAUUUCAUUUGCAAUUGCUUCCACUGAACAUAUUCUUGCUAAUCUUCUAUAUUGGUUUGAUUGGAAGCUGCCCAAUAAUAAUAAUAAUGAUGAUGAUGAUGGUGUCACUAAAAUGCAAGACAUUGAUAUGUGUGAGAUUUAUGGGCUCACUGUUUGCAAGAAAGUACCAUUGCAUCUUCAGCCUAAACUAUACAAUCAUAUGGGGAAGUAAUUAUCUUAUCUUAAUUUUGACUAUUAUGUAUGGUCAAAAUUAAAAUACAAUAAUGUUAUUCAGUUGUAUUAUUGUGGCGCAUGUGUGCCUAAUAAAGUCUAGGAAAUAAACAUAGACUAAGCAUUACUUAGGCAUGAUUAUUGCAGUUUAUUUAAUUUAAAACUUGACAUAUGUUUUCUGUCAUGAAUAUUGUCGCCGAGAUAAUUUGAAAAUA